AAAAAAAAUCCUUCCCGCGCCCUCUCACCAACCGGCCCGGCCGGCCUUCACUUUUGUCUCGUAGUCGUCAUCAUCAUCCAAGAUUCUCCACUUCUUCUCCUCCUCCUCCAUUAAUUAACCGCUAAUCACCAUUCCAUUAGCUUAAUUAACACGCUUCCUCCUCACUCUCACUCUAAUCCUCCAAUGGCCUCCAAAUUUCCCACCUUUUCGCCGGCCUUCACAAUCCUCCUUACUAUCCUCUUCCUCGACUUGGCUUACUCGUCCACCGUCGGUGUCCGACACAUUUCGCGCCUUCUCGAAAUCCAGGACCGCGAGAAGGCGCCGCCGUACGUUCAAGUCGCUGCCGCUCGCGGAGUCCUCCGCCGCCUCCUCCCCUCUCACUCUUCCAGCUUCGACUUCCAAAUCGUCUCCAAGGAGCAAUGUGGGGGUGCAUCUUGCUUUAUGAUCAAGAACAAUCCUUCUUUUCGCAGACGCGGGGAUCCUCGAAUUCUAAUUUCUGGGGUCACUGGAGUGGAGAUUUUGGCUGGUCUGCACUGGUACUUGAAGAAUUUGUGUAAUUCACAUAUAUCUUGGGAUAAAACUGGUGGUGCGCAACUAUUUUCAGUCCCGAAAUCAGGGUUGCUCACUCCGGUGCAAGAUGCCGGCAUUUUGGUCCAGAGACCUGUUCCUUGGAACUACUACCAGAAUGCUGUUACUUCCAGCUAUACAUUCGCCUGGUGGGAUUGGGAAAGAUGGGAGAAGGAGAUUGACUGGAUGGCCCUUCAAGGGAUCAAUUUGCCACUAGCAUUUACAGGGCAAGAGGCUAUUUGGCAGAAAGUUUUCCAGCAGAAAUUUAAUAUGAGCAAAUCAGACCUGGAUGAAUUUUUUGGAGGCCCCGCUUUCCUUGCUUGGUCUCGUAUGGGAAAUUUGCAUGGAUGGGGCGGACCUCUACCUCAAAGUUGGUUGGAUCAACAGCUGAUUCUGCAGAAAAAGAUUCUGGUCAGAAUGUAUGAACUUGGAAUGACUCCAGUCCUUCCAGCCUUUUCUGGAAAUGUUCCUGCAGCGCUCAAAACUACAUAUCCAUCAGCGAAGAUAACACGCUUAGGAAAUUGGUUUUCUGUUAAGAGUGAUCCUAGAUGGACCUGCACUUACCUUCUUGAUGCAACUGAUCCGUUGUUUGUUGAAAUUGGGAGAGCAUUCAUUGAUCAACAAGUAAAAGAGUACGGCAGGACUAGUCACAUAUACAACUGUGAUACUUUUGAUGAGAAUACUCCACCUGACGAUGCUCCGGAGUACAUAUCUUCGUUAGGUGCAGCAAUCUUUAGGGGUAUGCAAAGUGGAGACAAGGACGGUGUCUGGUUAAUGCAGGGGUGGUUAUUUUCAUACGAUCCAUUCUGGAGGCCUCCGCAAAUGAAGGCACUUUUACACUCUGUUCCCGCGGGGAAGCUGGUAGUACUUGAUCUGUUUGCUGAAGUGAAACCUAUAUGGAGUACUACGGAGCAGUUUUAUGGUGUUCCUUACAUCUGGUGUAUGCUGCACAAUUUUGCAGGAAAUGUUGAGAUGUACGGAGUUUUGGAUGCAAUAGCAUCUGGACCAAUCGAUGCUCGUAUAAGUGAAAACUCAACAAUGGUUGGUGUUGGAAUGUCAAUGGAAGGUAUAGAACAGAAUCCUGUUGUUUAUGAUCUCAUGUCUGAGAUGGCUUUUCAACACAACAAAGUUGAUGCUAAGGCCUGGAUUGAUCAAUAUUCUGCCAGACGUUAUGGCCGUUCAACUCCUUCAAUACAAGAUGCCUGGAAUAUACUAUAUCAUACCAUCUAUAACUGCACUGAUGGUGCCUAUGACAAAAACAGGGACGUGAUUGUGGCAUUUCCCAACGUUGAUCCAUCCUUAAUAUCAACACUGUCAGAAGGUCGUCAUCAAAAUGAGAAACCAGUAGCAGGAAGUGCAGUCCUCCAGGAAGUAACUGAUUCGUUCGAUCGACCUCAUUUAUGGUAUUCAACUUCUGAAGUAAUACAUGCAUUAGAACUCUUUAUUGCAAGUGGAGAUGAGCUCUCAGAAAGUAGUGCUUACAGGUAUGAUCUUGUUGAUCUGACAAGACAAGCCUUAUCUAAAUAUGCAAACCAGCUCUUUCUAAAGGUCAUAGAGGCCUAUCACUCAAAUGAUGUCCUUGGAGUGGCACGCGACAGCAAGAAGUUUUUAGACCUAGUUGAAGACAUGGACGCACUCUUAGCCUGCCAUGAUGGAUUUCUCCUAGGACCCUGGUUGGAAAGUGCGAAGAAACUUGCACAGGACGAAGAACAGGAAAAACAGUUUGAGUGGAAUGCUAGAACUCAGAUAACAAUGUGGUUCGACAACACAGAGGAGGAAGCAAGUCUGCUCCGCGACUACGGAAACAAGUACUGGAGCGGGCUUCUACGCGAUUAUUAUGGCCCUCGAGCAGCUAUAUAUUUCAAGUAUUUAACGAAAAGCUUGGAGGAGGGCGGCGAGUUUGGAUUGAAGGAUUGGAGGAGGGAGUGGAUAAAGCUGACGAAUGAUUGGCAAAACAGCAGGAAGACGUUUCCUGUGAAAAGUACUGGAAACGCUGUCAAGACAUCCCGGUGUCUUUUUGAUAAGUACUUAUUAGGAAGUGCUUCUGACAUACAACCACUUAAUGAAGAUGCUUAUCCGAGAUUGUAAUUAUAAUGUGUUUGAAUAAUAUGGAUAUGAAGACUUUGUGUGAUGGACUGCUGUUUUCUUCAGUAAUUAAACUAAUGAGAGUGGCAAUGCAUCCCAUUUCCGUCCA
Messenger RNA from Pyrus x bretschneideri (Chinese white pear), 2761 nucleotides. RefSeq names its product alpha-N-acetylglucosaminidase-like. The coding region runs from base 184 to 2655 and encodes 823 amino acids. The transcript has 19 exons. Lineage: Eukaryota; Viridiplantae; Streptophyta; Magnoliopsida; Rosales; Rosaceae. The record is from RefSeq and is a predicted model, not a curated record.